GGAGGCGGAGCGGAAGCGGAGUGCGAGGGACGAGAGGAGUAAGAUCUCCACAGGCUGGAAACCAACCGCGUCCCGACUCCCACCUCCUCCUUCUCCAUCCGCACCUGGAGGCUGCUGCACGAGUGCCGGACUCAGCUGACGCCCGCUAAUCGGCUUUCGCUGCGCCUCCUGGCCUCAGAAGCCCAGUGGCUGCGGCGACCGUGACGGGAAGCCCACAGGCAAGCUCAGUUCUGUUCUACUUGGAGAGAGAGUGAAAGUCAAAUGCCCUUUUUAUACUCCUUCUUCAAAACUCAUCUCUUCGGUGACUGAGUUAAUAGAAUGGAUACAACCUUGGUGAAGAUGAAGAGUAUACAAUAUUAGAGGAAAUAUUUUUCUUUUUUCUUUUCAAAAGUCUUGUUUGGUGGCUUGUCUCCAGUUAUCAUUUUUCAGCCAAGUCUGUUUGCUCCAUCAGAAAUGUUUCUUACAAUUUCAAGAAAAAAUAUGUCUCAGAAAUUGAGUUUACUGUUGCUUGUAUUUGGACUCAUUUGGGGAUUGAUGUUACUGCACUAUACUUUUCAACAACCAAGACAUCAAAGCAGUGUCAAGUUACGUGAACAAAUCCUAGAUUUAAGCAAAAGAUAUGUUAAAGCUCUAGCAGAGGAAAACAAGAACACAGUGGAUGUGGAGAAUGGUGCUUCUAUGGCAGGAUAUGCGGACCUGAAAAGAACGAUUGCUGUCCUUCUGGAUGAUAUUUUGCAGCGCUUGGUGAAGUUGGAAAACAAAGUCGACUAUAUUGUUGUGAAUGGCUCAGCAACCAACAGUACCAAUGGGACUAGUGGGAAUUUGGUGCCAGUAACUGCAAAUAAAAGAAUAAAUGCGUCAGGCAGCAUCAGAUAGCAGUUGGAAGAUCACCUGUGCUGCUCCAUCCGCUGUGGAUUGUAUCCUAUGGCAGAAAAGCUUUUUAAUCGAUGGCUAGGACAGCUUUACAAUACAAGCUGUACAUGCUUUCAAGGAAUAUGCUGGAUUUGUGGAACUCUAAUUCUGUAUAUAAAAUUUUAAAAGUAAUUAGUUUGCUUUCAGGCGAGUCUCUUCAAAACUGUACUGUACCUUAAAGGGAAUUUGGUAACAUGGUUGACAUAGUGAGCAGAUCGAUGAUUUUGUUUAAAUCUAUUGUGUUUUGAGAUAAAGCUGAAACAAAAACACUAAGAGACAUGGAUUCAUUUCAGUAAAAUAUUUAUUUAAGUAUGUAACGCGUUUUUCAGAUAAGUGAAGAAUAUUGUUUGAUCAUCUCUGUUAUUUGUUCUCAGUAGAUAUAAUUGUUAGAUAAAGCCUAUUAGAAAAUGUGCUUACUUCUAGUACUAUGUUUUGUUAGUUUAUGAGCAGAGGAAUGAAAUAUAAUGUUGAAAAUAAUGAAUUGAAACCGUGACCCAAAGAAUGUGUUCAUUUGCACUAUCCUUCACAAUAACUGAAGGUUUAAUUAUUGUAUAUUAAAAAAAAUUGCAUUUGUAAUCAUAUAAUCUUUCUGAAGUGGGUAGCAGCCACUGUGUGUAACCUAUUCCAAAUACUGGGGCAGUUUAUUAACAUUAAAAUAGUAGUAAACAAUAAUCUUAUACUUAAAAUUUUCUUAUAUUCUGAAGAGUAAAAGAUAUUUUUAUGAUGAGAUUAAAAAUAAAGUAUUCAUGAUUUUUCA
This is a messenger RNA of Otolemur garnettii (small-eared galago), 1669 nucleotides long. RefSeq names its product coiled-coil domain containing 126 (gene CCDC126). The record is from RefSeq and is a predicted model, not a curated record. Lineage: Eukaryota; Metazoa; Chordata; Mammalia; Primates; Galagidae. The transcript is spliced from 4 exons. Bases 454 to 876 code for a protein of 140 amino acids.